GUACCCACCCCCAGCAACCAUUCUCCCUCUUCUUCAUCUAUACUUUCUUUUUAAAAUCCAUCAUUAAUUCCUUCAUUUCCUUUUCAGUUCAGAUAUCAAAAAACUUACAAACAUCCAAAUCCAACGGCGUUUCAUGCAUUUAAUAUAUAUAUUGGCCUUUCUUUAUUUUUUCUGGGUUUAGCAUAAAAUGUCGUGCUAGCCUAGCUAUUGCAGUGAGUGAAGUGAGUGGAAUCCCAAAGCCGUUGUUGUCCCAAUUCUCCUACCGUCUUCUUCUUGGACGACCUUUCUCCUUCACAACCCCAUUUUGUCAUAAAUAUAGUGUACUUGUUGCAGAACGGUGUAUUAUUACUGCUUGCUUUUGUUAGCUGUAUGAAGAGGAGUGAAAUUCAUUGAUGUUAAUGGCCGCUUGUGAUUUGGUAGGUGAAAAUGGUGGUAUUAAUGGUAGAAACAGCAAUGAUGAAAGCCCAAUGAGGAGCACGAUGAGGAAGAGGAUGGCUUCCGAGGUGGCUGAUUACCACAGGUUUCCUCGUCGGACUCAGUUUGUUUCUGAUAACAACAUGGCUUGUUCUUUCAUGGCGGCCACCGGUGCUAGUAAUAACCCUAAUCCGCUAUUCAACUACUCCACUAUGAAUAUGGAUAAUGUUAACACCGUUGUCCCUUCUGCGAAUUUCGCCGCCUUGACGUCAGCCGGGCCUGCUUUUUUAUCUACGACUGCUUCUAACUUUUCUUGCGUCGACGCCGUGGGUACUAAUACUCCCCAGCCGCCUGCCGUGUGUGGGUUUUCGGGUUUGCCUUUGUUUCCACCAACGGAGAGGAAUCGGAAUACCGCCGUCGAUUCCGCCGCCGUUACUGCCACGUCCGUGAAUACAACCGUCCCUGUCUCUUUAGCUCCGAUCUCGAAUUCUAUGGAUGAUAGUUCUGCGACGGCGUGGAUUGACGGUGUCAUACGGGACCUUAUCCACACUUCCUCUAACGUUUCCAUUCCUCAGCUCAUCCACAACGUGAGGGAGAUCAUUUACCCUUGCAACCCGAACCUUGCUGCCCUUCUCGAGUACAGGCUUCGUUCCUUAAUGGAUCCGCUUGAACGGAGAAGGAAGGAGGCGGCGCCGCCGCCAUUGCAUCUGCCGGAGGUCUCGUUGGCGAGACACCAUAGUCAGCAGCAACAACAACAAGGCUCCUCUGGGCUCACGCUUAACUUGGACUCCGCCAUAGAUAGCCUCCCUAAUUACUCCUUGACCGAACCCUGCGCCAUGAAUCAGUACUUAAGCUGGGGAAUAACCCCACUUCCCAUCUCUUCUAACAAUCAGGUUAGCAGUAGUCCUUCGGCGACUACACCACCGGUUCCGUCGUUAAAUCAGCACCACCGAGCUCAAGAGCAACCAUUGGUACAAGAAAACACCUCCCCGGUGGAGAAGACAACGGCUUCGACGGCGACGGUAGGGACUACCACAACGGCACCGACGUCGACCGUUGAAACAGUCCAAGCAUGCAACGGUAGAGACAGGAAAGAGGAGCUACGGCAACAGAAGAGAGACGAAGAAGGGUUGCACCUCUUGACUUUACUCCUGCAGUGCGCCGAGGCGGUUUCAGCUAAUAACUUCGAGGAUGCAAAUAGGAUGCUGUUAGAGUUGUCCCAACUGUCGACGCCGUUCGGAACUUCGGCUCAGCGCGUGGCAGCAUAUUUCUCGGAAGCUAUCUCGGCUAGGUUGGUCAGUUCUUGCCUGGGAAUAUGCGGUGGGCUACCAUCAAUCCCGCCGAGCCAUACCCAAAAAAUGGUGUCGGCUUUCCAGGUUUUCAAUGGGAUAAGCCCAUUCGUUAAGUUCUCGCAUUUCACAGCCAAUCAAGCCAUACAAGAAGCGUUCGAAAGGGAGGAAAGAGUGCACAUUAUAGAUCUUGACAUAAUGCAAGGCCUGCAAUGGCCUGGACUGUUCCACAUUCUCGCUUCCAGACCCGGUGGCCCACCGCACGUCCGCCUCACCGGACUUGGAACCUCCUUAGAGGCCCUGGAAGCCACCGGUAAACGUUUAUCUGAUUUUGCAGACAAACUGGGAAUACCAUUCGAGUUUUGCCCCGUUGCAGAUAAAGUGGGUAACUUGGAACCCGAGAGACUCAACGUCAGCAAGACGGAAGCCGUGGCGGUUCACUGGUUGCAGCACUCCCUUUAUGACGUAACCGGCUCCGAUACCAAUACACUGUGGCUGUUGCAAAGAUUGGCACCCAAAGUAGUGACAGUAGUAGAACAAGACUUGAGCCACGGUGGGUCAUUCUUGGGAAGGUUUGUGGAAGCCAUACACUACUAUUCUGCCCUGUUUGAUUCCCUUGGAGCAAGCUACGGCGAGGAGAGCGAGGAACGGCAUGUGGUCGAGCAACAGCUACUUUCCAAGGAGAUACGGAACGUGCUGGCACUAGGCGGUCCUUCCCGAAGCAGCGAGGAGGUCAAGUUCCAUAACUGGAGGGAAAAGCUGCAGCAGUCCGGGUUCAAGCCCAUUUCUCUAGCCGGUAAUGCUGCCGCGCAGGCCACCUUGCUAUUGGGAAUGUUCCCUUCCGACGGUUACACCUUAGUCGAAGACAAUGGCGCGCUCAAGCUUGGUUGGAAAGACCUUUGCUUGCUUACUGCUUCUGCUUGGAGACCCUUCCAUGCUACCACUACCACAGCUCUACACCGUUAGCUUAUUUAUUUUCCAUUUUAAUUUGCAAUGCAGCUAAGCUAUAUAUAUAUAUAUUUGUAUGUCUUUUGACUUAUUUGAGGAACGGUACCUAAUGCCUGAAGGGAUCCCACUGUAUUAUUAUUAUGAGAUUAUCAUAGGGUUUUUUUUCUUUAAAAAAAAUGAAUUUGAUAUCGUCGUUUAGUUUAGAA
Gossypium raimondii (Peruvian cotton) is the source of this 2857-nucleotide messenger RNA. RefSeq names its product protein SCARECROW. Bases 393 to 2669 code for a protein of 758 amino acids. Lineage: Eukaryota; Viridiplantae; Streptophyta; Magnoliopsida; Malvales; Malvaceae. Gene Ontology annotation, molecular function: DNA-binding transcription factor activity; sequence-specific DNA binding. The record is from RefSeq and is a predicted model, not a curated record. Gene Ontology annotation, biological process: maintenance of protein location in nucleus; regulation of DNA-templated transcription; radial pattern formation. Gene Ontology annotation, cellular component: nucleus. The transcript is spliced from 2 exons.